CCCUCGCUCUCCCUGCAGCUCAUGAGCCUCGGGACACAUAGGCGAACAAAAGGUAAAGAAAGACGAAGAUUCUUCGAAAAAAGAAUCUCCAAACCCUGUUGCGUGCGUGUGUGUGUGAGCGGGGACGUAUCACCCAGGCGCGGGUCCGUUUCCAGCUGAGAGAUUCAGACAGUGACGGAGCAAGCCGAUGGGACGGGCGCCCAGGUGGUGAUAGGACAGGCUGUGGGCGAGCAUACGUGGUAGUGGAAUGAACAGCUGCGUUGACCUGGUGUGCUGGGCUCUGCUUGGCCUUCUCUCCCUCUCCACCGCACGGCCUGCUCUGACACUUCCAGAGCAAGGUCCUGCAGUGUCGCUGAAGCAGAGGUCGGAGGUGGAGCUGUACUCCACACACCCGGGAGACUCGCUGCAGCUGCGCUGUCGACUGCGUGAGGACAUCCAGAGCAUCGCGUGGACCAAGGAUGGGGUGCAGCUGCCCGCCAACAACCGCACCCGCAUCACCGCCGAAUACCUGCAGAUCACCGACUCGGUGCGCCAGGACUCUGGCCGUUACACCUGUGUGGCCAGCGGCCCGUCCGGCAGCGAGACCUCCCACUUUGCUGUCAACGUCUCCGACGCCGUCUACUCCGUGGAAGAGGAUGACGAGGAUGAGGAUGAGGAUGAUGACGAGGAUGAGGAUGAGGAUGAUGACGAGGGGAUCAAGUCGGAUGAGAAGAGCAACAAGGAAGCACAGCGAUCCCCUCACCGGCCCAUCCUCCAGGCGGGCCUGCCUGCCAACAAGAUGGUGACGGUGGGCAGCGAUGUGGAGUUUGUGUGCAAGGUCUACAGCGACCCCCAGCCCCACAUCCAGUGGCUCAAGCACGUCAUGGUCAAUGGCAGCAGGAUGGGGCCCGAUGGCUCUCCCUACCUCCAAGUGCUGAAGGCGACUAGUGUUGACACAACAGAUCAAGAAAUGGAGGCUCUCUAUUUACGGAAUGUUACUUUUGAGGAUGCGGGGCAGUAUACAUGCUUGGCGGGUAAUUCUAUUGGGAUAUCCCAUCACUCUGCAUGGUUGACAGUUCUUCAAGAGCGAUCCCCUCACCGGCCCAUCCUCCAGGCGGGCCUGCCUGCCAACAAGAUGGUGACGGUGGGCAGCGAUGUGGAGUUUGUGUGCAAGGUCUACAGCGACCCCCAGCCCCACAUCCAGUGGCUCAAGCACGUCAUGGUCAAUGGCAGCAGGAUGGGGCCCGAUGGCUCUCCCUACCUCCAAGUGCUGAAGGCGACUAGUGUUGACACAACAGAUCAAGAAAUGGAGGCUCUCUAUUUACGGAAUGUUACUUUUGAGGAUGCGGGGCAGUAUACAUGCUUGGCGGGUAAUUCUAUUGGGAUAUCCCAUCACUCUGCAUGGUUGACAGUUCUUCAAGAGCGAUCCCCUCACCGGCCCAUCCUCCAGGCGGGCCUGCCUGCCAACAAGACGGUGACGGUGGGCAGCGAUGUGGAGUUUGUGUGCAAGGUCUACAGCGACCCCCAGCCCCACAUCCAGUGGCUCAAGCACGUCAUGGUCAACGACAACAUGAUGAGGCCCGAUGGCUCUCCCUACCUCCAAGUGCUGAAGGCGACUAGUGUUGACACAACAGAUCAAGAAAUGGAGGCUCUCUAUUUACGGAAUGUUACUUUUGAGGAUGCGGGGCAGUAUACAUGCUUGGCGGGUAAUUCUAUUGGGAUAUCCCAUCACUCUGCAUGGUUGACAGUUCUUCAAGGAGACACACGUGAAACUCCAAGCUCAGACCAGGCUGAAGGCAAAUUGGAUCGGUCAAACAUAUCAUUCCUCCGAUCUCUCUAAAUCUAGGGGUACCGCAAUUAUAAUUCGUAAAGGCAUACCAUUUAAACAUAAGAAUACCAUCGCAGAUAAAGAGGGGAGGUAUGUCAUAAUUACUGGAGAGAUAUAUUCCAUUCCACUCACCAUGGUAAAUAUUUAUGCUCCUAAUUUGGAUAAUCCGCAAUUCGUUAAUAAAAUCCUGAAUAUAAGCUCUGAGUACAAUUACUAAACGUGAUAAUUGGGGGAGAUUUCAAUUGCGUUCUAGAUCAAUAUCUGGAUAAAUCUGCCCAACAAAAGAGACUUAAUAUAAAAUCAAAAAUCCAGUGAACUUUUAAAUACAUACCUAAAAAA
This is a messenger RNA of Amblyraja radiata (thorny skate), 2146 nucleotides long. Its product is annotated as fibroblast growth factor receptor 1-like. Gene Ontology annotation, cellular component: plasma membrane. Gene Ontology annotation, molecular function: fibroblast growth factor receptor activity; fibroblast growth factor binding. Bases 248 to 1819 code for a protein of 523 amino acids. Lineage: Eukaryota; Metazoa; Chordata; Chondrichthyes; Rajiformes; Rajidae. The transcript is spliced from 11 exons. The record is from RefSeq and is a predicted model, not a curated record.